AACAAUCGCAAGGGACUUUUUUGAAAACUAUUGGAAUUUUUUGGCCAUUUGCACUUUUAUUAUUAAUUAAAAAUUAUCAAUAAAAAGAUAUCGUAACGUAUACACAACGCGCUUUCAUUGGAAAACUGUGAUACGUAGUGAAUAACGCGUAAUAAAAGCACGAGAAGCUUCGCUGAAAUUGGAGCAGUGAUUAACACGGAUAAUUUGCUGGCAGUGGUAGCGGUAGGCGCACUAACUGCGAAGCAUUGACAACAACACAACAAACCAUCUCAGACCUAUUGGAGCACCAAACACUUGGCGCAACACUUUCGAGCCCAUCGAAUUGUCAACGGACAUCUUGUAACUUCCAAUAACACUGUAUACUCAAGUUAUGGACAAAAUGCCAGCCAAACAGUACGAAUCAAAACCAUGGCCAGAUCUGGCUGACAGCGAUGACAGUGACAUGGAAAAUGAAAUAGAUGUAGAUAAACUGCCACCCUUAGAAGUUGGGCCGAAUGAGAACCGGCUGCAGCAUACAUACUGCCUUUGGUUCUCACGUAAGGGGACACAUCGUGCCACGGAUUAUAGUAAAUCCCUACAUGUUGUAGGACGCUGUGCCAGUGUACAACAAUGGUGGUCUUUGUAUUCGCAUCUUAUACGGCCAACAGCUUUGAAACCCUAUCGGGAAUUAAGCCUAUUUAAACAGGGCAUAAAACCGAUGUGGGAGGAUCCAGCAAACACAAAAGGUGGCCAGUGGGUAAUACGUUUACGGAAGAAUAAAAUUGAUCGUGCGUGGGAAAAUGUUUGUAUGGCAAUGUUGGGUGAACAGUUUCUCGUCGGUGAUGAGAUAUGUGGGAUAGUACUGACAACAAAGUAUCCGGAGGAUAGCUUAUCAAUUUGGAAUCGCACUGCCACUGAUCACACGAGCACGACACGUAUCCGUGACACGCUACGUAGGAUAUUAAACAUACCUCUAACAACGGCAAUGGAGUAUAAGAUACACUGUGAUAGCCUUAAAUAUGUAGCAAUUAAUAAAGGGCCUCUGAAGAGCUGAAAUUCAGUAAACACGUUCAACGCAACAAAAAUAAAAACAAUUGUAGAUGACACAGUGCGCCAUGUAAACAGCAAUGGUAACAUUAAUAACAGCAACAACAACAAUGGGCAGAGCAACGGCGAUAACAGAAGCGGCAACAGUAUGGAUACCAAGAGCAAUAUCUAUCAUAACAACAAUAACUAUAACAAUAACAACUAUUUAUACGAUAUUAAUAAUGCUAAAAUUACAAACGCCUAGAAUAUAACGAAAUUAAGCACCACCAGAGCAAUAGCUGCAGCCCGAAACAGACAUGCUUAUAUAACGUUUUAUACAUUGGCAACAACGUAGAAAUUAUUUAUGUUUUUCGAAAAUAGCCACUUUAAGCAGGUUCUUAAAAAUAUGCGAAUGAGAAAUAGUGCUUUAACACAACAAUUGAAGAAUUGCCGGCGUUUCUACUUUUAUUUAUAUUUAGUAAUAAAAACGCUGCAACCUCAAUUUUAACAACAACCACAAGCCAGAAAAAACAUAAAUAUCAACAAAUCAUUCAAUGCUCGCACACACAAAAUUGUUAUUGCCACACAAUGUUGCAUUAGUAUUAUGAUUUCUUUAUUACUUGAGCGCUUACCGUCAUCAGGGCGAUUUAUAAAAUCGCUGCAAUUGUUUUUAUUUAAUAACCGACUUUCACUUUAUUCACGCUGAAUUUCCUUUUUUUAUUUUUUGAAAAUCCAAAAAGUUUGUACCAACAACAAAAACAACCUUUGUGUGUGUUUAAUGAUGAACGCGAACACUGUAAGUGUGUUAUUCAAAUUCCAACCCAAUAAUAGUAUGGCGUUAACUAUCUAACGGUAGUUAUACUAAACUAAAACAUAUAGAAAAAUACAUACCAGUAAACAUACUCAAACAACAUUAAACAAAUACAACAAAUAUUGUAUGUAAUUUAUUGAGAAUAUUUCCCCACACACCCGAAAAAAUAUUAAAUAAAGAACGAAGGAAAAGAGUUGUAUAAGAAUUUAAUAAAAAGUUAUUAAAGUUGCAAAAAAUAAAAGCAGUUAAAACAAA
Molecule: messenger RNA, 2071 nt
Organism: Bactrocera neohumeralis
Lineage: Eukaryota; Metazoa; Arthropoda; Insecta; Diptera; Tephritidae
Gene: eIF4EHP
Product: eukaryotic translation initiation factor 4E type 2
Exons: 4
Coding region: 371-1033 (220 amino acids)
Biological process (GO): translational initiation
Cellular component (GO): eukaryotic translation initiation factor 4F complex
Molecular function (GO): RNA 7-methylguanosine cap binding; translation initiation factor activity
Source: RefSeq, a predicted model, not a curated record